CUUCGGAAACGGGAUGUGAUGUAAACACAGCAGUUUUUUGUUCCUCUCUGUUGGAGUGUGCUCAGCUCCUUCUUCCGAUUCACUGCUGAGGGAAAAGUUUCAGGAGCGGACGGAGAAGCGCUGAAACCCGGAGCUCGCUGAGCCAGCAGACACAAAGAGAGCGUUAGUUUCCUCCACCAUGAUCCUCUGAGCUCCUCCGUCUGUCUCCGACAACAAGACCACGACCUGCCGGACCGGACUCCGACACAGGAAAAAAAAGUCAGACCGGAGAGAAGCUCGCUGCUGUUGUGGAUCCGGAGGGAAACUGCGGACAGUUCACAGCCUGUGUUGAUGUGAGAGCAGAGAGAGGACGGAGUCAGUAAACAGCAGAGUGAUGGACGCCUGGUGUGUGUGGAGACGUCUGCAGGUCUUCAGGCCAUAGUGUUACUAGAUGUAGCGUGUGUGUUGGUGUGAUUGGCGGACCAUCAUGCACCUCUUCCUGCUGCUGAUCCUUCAAGCCACAGCAGCCUUCGGACAGAUCGACCCCGCACACUGUCGCUAUGCCUUGGGCAUGGAGGAUGGACGGAUCAAAGAUGAUGACAUCACAGCAUCCAGCCAAUGGUACGAGACCACGGGACCACAGUACGCCAGGCUGAAUCGUGAGGAGGGAGACGGCGCCUGGUGUCCUGAGGGACAGCUGGAGCCUUCAGACAGUCAGUACCUGCAGGUGGACCUGGGCCGGCUCACCUUCCUGACCGUGGUCGGGACUCAGGGACGAUACGCCAGAAACUCCGGGAACGAGUUCGCCCGAGCUUACCGCCUCAACUACAGCAGGGACGGCCUGCUGUGGAAGUCCUGGAGGAACCGGCUGGGAAACACGGUGAUGGAGGGCAACAAGAACGCCUACGCCUCCGUCAUCAACGACCUUCACCCGCCGGUCAUCACCCGCUACGUCCGUCUGAUCCCGGUCACCAAGCUGUCCACCACCGUCUGCAUGAGAGUGGAGCUGUACGGCUGUCCGUGGGACGACGGUCUGAUCACCUACAGCGCUCCGGAGGGUCAGCUCAUGAUGCCGCCUGGUUACCCCAUCGCCAGCCUCAACGACUCCACCUAUGACGGAGUCCAUGAGAGGAGGAGGCUGUUCGGCGGCCUGGGUCAGCUGACGGACGGGGUGAUCGGCCUGGACGACUUCCUGCUGACGCGUCAGUACCACGUGUGGCCGGGCUACGACUACCUGGGCUGGAGGAACGACUCGCUGGGAACUCAGGGAUACGUGGAGAUGGAGUUUGUGUUCGACAGGCAGAGGAACUUCACCUCCAUGAAGGUUCACAGUAACAACAUGUUCGCCCGCGGCGUGAAGAUCUUCUCCUCCGUCACCUGUUGGUUUAAGCCCCGCCUCAUCGCCGGCUGGGAGGCGGAGUCUGUGGUGUUCAAGACGGUGCUGGACGACAGGAACCCGAGCGCCCGCUACGUCACCGUACCGCUGAACCGCCGCGCCGCCAAGUCCCUCCGCUGCCGGUUUUACUUCGCUGACGUGUGGAUGAUGUUCAGCGAGAUCUCCUUUCAGUCAGAGGACACCAUACUCCCGACCCAGAUGACCCCGGUGGAGCCUUCUCCUACAGCCAGUGGGGAGAGCACCAUGACAACCACACCAAAGACAGUUAAUCCAUCAGCCAGUGAUCCGCCCGACGACGGGAACACGCCCAUUCUGAUUGGCUGCCUGGUGACCAUCAUCCUGCUGCUGGUCAUCAUCAUCUUCCUCAUCCUCUGGUGUCAGUACGUCUGCAAGGUGCUGGAGAAGGCUCCACGUCGGAUCCUUGACGAGGAGGUGACGGUUCGACUGUCGUCCUGCAGCGAUACCAUCAUCCUACAGACCCCACCUGUGCCCCCCCGCUCUGGACACGCCUCUACAGGCCCGGCCAACGCUGACCCUCACUAUGAGAGAGUUUUCCUGUUGGACCCACAGUACCAGAACCCAGCGGUGCUGAGAAACAAGCUGCCGGAGCUGUCGCAGAGCGCCGAGGCCUCAGCUCUCCUCCUUGGUAACCCUCUCUAUGACCUGCUCCUGCUGACUUCCUGUCACAUGACCUCGGGCUGGCUGCGUGCGUGUGGAGGAGGGUACGCCGAGCCCGACGUCACCCAGUGCACGCCGCACCAGUGUUUCCACAGCAACGCGCCGCACUACGCCGAGACGGACAUCGUGCGGCUGCAGGGCGUCACCGGCAGCAACAUGUACGCUGUCCCCGCCCUCACCGUGGACUCCCUCACCAGGAAGGACAUCUCCGCUGCCGAGUUCCCACGGCAACAGCUGAUCUUCAGGGAGAAGCUGGGGGAGGGGCAGUUCGGAGAGGUCCACCUGUGUGAGGCUGAAGGACUCCCAGAAUUCCUUGGGGAGGGGUCGCCCCUCCCUGACAGAGACGGCCACUCUGUGCUGGUGGCUGUUAAACAGCUGAGGGCCGACGCCACCAGCCAAGCCAGGAACGACUUCCUGAAGGAAAUAAAGAUCAUGUCUCGCCUGAAUGACCCCAACAUCAUCCGGCUGCUGUGUGUGUGCGUGUCGUCUGACCCGCUGUGCAUGGUGACCGAGUACAUGGAGAACGGAGACCUCAACAUGUUUCUGUCGCAGCGGGAGAUCGAGAGCACGCUGACACAUGCCAACAACAUCCCUUCAGUCAGUCUGUCCGACCUCCUCCACAUGUCGGUGCAGAUCUCGUCAGGGAUGAAGUACCUGGCGUCUCUGAACUUCGUGCACCGAGACCUGGCCACCAGGAACUGCCUGCUGGACCGCCGCCUCACCAUCAAGAUCGCUGACUUCGGGAUGAGCCGGAACCUGUACAGCAGCGACUACUACCGCAUCCAGGGCCGGGCGGUGCUGCCCAUACGGUGGAUGGCCUGGGAGAGCAUCCUGCUGGGUAAGUUCACCACAGCCAGUGACGUGUGGGCGUUUGGCGUCACCCUGUGGGAGAUCUUCACUCUGUGUAAGGAGCAGCCCUACAGCCUGCUGUCUGACGAACAGGUCAUAGAGAACACUGGCGAGUUCUUCAGGAACCAGGGCAGACAGAUUUUCCUGUAUGCCCCUCCACUCUGCCCACCUUCUCUCUUCGAGCUGAUGAUGCGUUGUUGGAGUCGGGACAUCCCCAACCGACCCUCCUUCGAGGGACUUUACCAAGCCCUGAGGCCCCACGUCAACCAGUGAGCCCAGGUCGCUGGGAUGUACCACUCUGGCUUUCCUCGGCUUCAGGGGGUUUGUCCAUCUCUGGACUCCUGGAAGACGACAGACUGACGAGAAGACAGAGGAUUGGUUUUGUGUAACAGGAGCGAGUUGCUGUCGGAGGGAGUGAGGACACCGGCAGAGCUGUGGUCAGGAGGUUGGUUUGCUUUGUGGGAAUAGCAGCACGCUAUGGGAAGAUGGGAAGAGAGAAGGCUGGUCAACUCAGAGGAGAAACGUUUCGUGAGAUCCCAACCUUUCAGUCGUAGUGAACAAGGAUUUCUAAGCUUUCUAAAGAUUUCUGUCAAUGCCAGUUUCAGUUUCAUUCGUCUCUUUAAAGCCUCUUUGACCAAAAUGUUUCGUCGGACCUUUUGACGUUUCUUCUUUUCAUGGUGUUCUGGUGCCAAAGGUGCCGUCAACUUUAUUCUUCUUCCUCUCUGGACAGACUUUUCAGUCUUGGUAGUUUCUCCUGUCCCUGUGGUUUUUAUUAUUAUUAUUAUUAAUAUUAAUAUUGUUAUUGUAAAGCACUGUGUCUGUGUCUCUCAGUUAUUCAUGUUCAUAUAUUAACCCACACUGGAGCUAGGGUUAGGGUCAAAUUGUAGUGUAGGAUUUUAUUGUUAGAUUUUUAUUCUAUUUUAUUUUUCUUGGUUUAUUGUAUUUCACUUGUUUUGGUCUGUUUUUGUGGAUAUGAAUGUUGUUCAGCUGAGGUUCACAUCACAGUGCCAAGAGGCUGGGUUGAAACCUGUGUGGUUCACAGACUGAGAGUCAGUCAGUGAGGAACUGUGGGUAAUUUGGGAAAGAAUCACAAUCAGAGGCACGUAGAAACCAAACAAGAAAAAAAAACAGCUGUGCCUUUUUGUUGCCAAAGAGAAACAAAGAUUAUUAGUGUUAAAUAAUACCAUUAUUUAUGGCAAAACAUUAUGCAAAUUGGUGGAUGCUUUUAUUCAAAGUGCCUUACAUUUGUAGCAGGAGUGCCAGUGGGAAUUAAAACAACAACUCGGGUACUGCAAGUGAGGAGGGUCAUCAACCCUCAGAGUGUAAUGCAAACAUCUAACAUUAAGGUAUCACACUGCCUUUGUCUGUGUUUGUGGUGGGGCCUAAAAAUGUGUGUGUGUUAAGUGUGUAUAUGUCUAUGUUAGAGCCCAUAGACCUGUAGGUGUAUGUGCUGUGUCUCCAUCAGCCCUGCUCUGCCUCGAUGGAGUUCGCUGUGGUUUGGUUUGGGUUUAAAUUGGCCAGUUUUGUCUUUUCAUCACCGAUAAGAAAACGGUGAAACAAAUCAAACUGUUCAGAUUAAGAUUAAGUUUUAACAGAAACAGGACCUUUGCAGAAGCUCAAAUGUUAAAGACAAUGAAGGCAGUAUAGCCCGGUUGGUUUGGUGUGAUUUUAAAGACAUGCUACAGCAGCCAAUCGGAUCGCAGCGAGGUAAGAUCUCGGCGACUGGAGAUCAGGCAUAACAUCUACAUUUUGGGCCAUACGUAGCAGAACUACUGUGUUAGAAAUGGGACCCUCAGAGCUGAGGGCCAAUGAGCCACAAGGGACUGAGAAGCAGGGGCUGAUACACCUCGGACAGACGACGCCAUCAGACGAGUCCCGCCUCUCACUGCAUUAACCAGCCAAUCACUGCUGCACCUUUCCCUCAAGGAGAUUCAGUAAAGAAUACACAGAUUCUUUUGCAUGAAUAAUGACCUGUCAACAGGAUGUUUGAAAAACAAGUCUUUCGUGAAAUCUAUACUGAUUUUUACCGCAUAGCAUUUGAAAGAGUCUUGUUUACAGAACUAAUGCAGGAUGGAUGCAGCGCAGAACAAAAUGAAUACAGGGCUGUGGACUUUACAGUGGCCUCUUCUUGUGAUCUUAAGUAAAUCAAUGGAAAGACGGAUACAGAGAGAGAUGAUGUCGACAAUGGUGAAGAUGGGUUUUCCAUGUACUGCAGAGAGAUGGAGAUUCAAGCAAGUAAAACUAAAGGUGAUUGGUCAACACUGCAACUGGAUUAAAGUAUGUUCCUCCACUCUGUCACACCAACAUUAAAUGUCAAAAUCUCAAUGAGCAGCUCACGUCAAUGGAACUGCUUCUAUCAGUGGAUUCAGGCAGAUUUGUGCAAAUCUCUCAGUUAAUAGUCUAGAUAGUUCUCCAAGUUAGCAAGCCUGCUAAAGGACAGUUACGCUGCAUUCAGGUCAGUUAUGUAAUUUUCUACUUUUAAGUAAUUGUGACUGGGAAAGUUGAGUUUUUCUGAAAGUUCUGACAAAUACAACUUUCCAUCAAAGACCGUUGAUAGAGGUAAUUCUGCAGUAAAACAACUAUCACUCAAAUUACACAUUUUGUUUUGUUCAUUGAUAAAGAUAAGAGACGCAGCUGCACGUGAAGACUGAGGAAUUGUUCCCAACAUUGCCUCCCAUGUGGCGUGAACUGGGCAUUAUAGCUAACUUGGAGAGCUAGCAUGUUAGCGUACAGUUCACCAGCUAACGCAGUCACUUUGCUUCUGGUGCCAGCUGUUUUGCAGUGACAUGGAUAAAUGAUGUUGAGCUGUUCACUCUCUCUGGUGUGAUCCAGGCUGAAAUAUCUUCAACGUAAUUAUCGUGUGUGUAAAUGUGUUAAAGCACAUUUUCAUUUUUGAAAUGUCAUCAUGUCACGUCCCAUUCUUUUUAUGUGUGUGUCUCUCAGUUAAUGGCAGUGUACAUGUGUUGUACAGUAUUUUGAAUCCUCCCAUCAAAUUAUUCAAAAUAUAAAAUGGCACAAACCAAAAUCACUUUCACAGGAGCGAGGGAGGAAGACCAAAUAUGUUACGUUUGAGUGCAUCCUUAAGUGUUUUUGUCGUUACAGUAGUGUUUUGUUAUCUGUACUGUAUCUUAACACUUCUCUAAAUGUAUGAGAGUGUGUGUGUGUUUGAGAGAAAAUGAGUUUUGUGAAUGAGUGUUUUCGACAUUCCUUUGAGCACUGGGAGCUCGUUGGGAUUGAAGUGGUUAACCAGAGUUGCUGUGUUGUGCCAUAUGAUGUGAUUAAAUGAGGGAGAGAGGAUUUUUAAAAAGUGCAGGAAGUAAGGAAACCACUAAACUCAAUCUCCCAGAGUCCUUUGCUACAGUGAGCCUGUGUAUUUUGUUCUGGUUGCAUUAGAGAGAUAGGUGAGUCUUUUAGUUUGAUAGUGUACAGUAUAAGUGAUCUAUAAUAUCUCAGUGUGUGAAUGCAGAUUAGGUGUGAUAAUUGUUAUUGAUAAUUGAUUAUCUAUCAGAAUCUAUAGUAGCUAUUUCUCUGAUUAUUUCUCUCCUGGAAAGGUGUUGGGUUCUUUCUUUUUUUGUUCCAACAGGAAUUCAGCAGUUUGGAAUAUUUCUAACAGAGAUGUCCUGUUUGUUUUCUCUCCACUCUCUCAUCCACACUGUGUGAUCUUCAGUAUUGUUUCAGACAUAUAUUGUACAUAGGCUAGUAGCUGUGUAUAUUAAUAUAUUGGGUGUUAGGAACCAUGCGUUCUGUCGUCCCAAGUCAUUUUCACUCUGUAUCCUCUCAUGUCUCCGUUUGUUUUUCUUAUAAUAAACAGUCAAAUUUGUUUAAA
Messenger RNA from Lates calcarifer (barramundi perch), 6728 nucleotides. RefSeq names its product discoidin domain receptor family, member 2, like (gene ddr2l). Gene Ontology annotation, cellular component: signaling receptor complex; membrane. Gene Ontology annotation, biological process: positive regulation of kinase activity; multicellular organism development; protein phosphorylation. Gene Ontology annotation, molecular function: ATP binding; collagen binding; protein tyrosine kinase collagen receptor activity. The transcript has 21 exons. The record is from RefSeq and is a predicted model, not a curated record. The coding region runs from base 467 to 3175 and encodes 902 amino acids. NCBI's taxonomy places the organism in Eukaryota, Metazoa, Chordata, Actinopteri, Centropomidae.